Messenger RNA from Frankliniella occidentalis (western flower thrips), 1948 nucleotides. RefSeq lists its product as uncharacterized. Gene Ontology annotation, cellular component: nucleus. Gene Ontology annotation, molecular function: DNA binding. The transcript has 7 exons. Lineage: Eukaryota; Metazoa; Arthropoda; Insecta; Thysanoptera; Thripidae. The coding region runs from base 113 to 1933 and encodes 606 amino acids. The record is from RefSeq and is a predicted model, not a curated record.
ACGGCACGGCACGGCACGGCAGUCAGUCAGUCUGCUCUCAACCGCCGCAGCUGGCCGCAGCAAACGUGUGUCGUGUUGCGUUGCCCGCUGCGUCCGUUUUAAUCGAAAAAUAAUGACUCCAACUCCAAUGAUUACGCCAUCUGGCGUCAAGAGGCGCAGACCGCUCUCGAUACAACAGAAGAUACAUAUUAUUGAUUUGCUCAACGAGGGGGCAAGUCUCUUGUCUGUCUCUAAGCAAUUCGAAUUGCAUCCACAGCAUGUCCGCAAGAUCUUACUUAACUCAGUCUCCUAUCGUGCAAAGUUCAAUAUGUUACCUAACAAAUCAAGUACCAGAAUCAAGAAAACUCAGUGGUUUAAACUUGAACAGGAACUUUAUAACUGGUGCCUUGAAAAGCAGGCAUUGCGCGAGCAGUUUAGCGACAAAACGAUUCUGGCCCAAGCCGUUGAAAUGAGUGCAGCCAUGCCGGGUCUACCCCCCUUCCGGGCUAGCAGGGGCUGGCUAACGAAAUUCAAAAGACGCUACCUGAUUCCGUCAUUGAGGGAGCAGCGGAACACCCUUAGGACACUGAACGAGGCAAAGGUGCCGAAGCAGGCUGAAGAAGAAAAGAUUGAGGACGAAGUGAUUGAGGACGAAGUGAUUGAGGAAGAAAAGGUUGAGGAAGAAAAUAUUGAAGAGAAUGCGAAUGUUAGCAGAAGACGGACUCAAAUAGUAUACGACUGGGAACGCUGCAGGGACAACGAAGCUGAGGGAUUUCCUUUUCGAGUGAUGUCUCCAGUGCCUUCGACACCAACACCCGAGAAGAAACGCAAGACUCUCUCGUUAGAACAGAAGAUAAGUAUUGCCGAUUUGCUCGAUCGUGGAGAAAAUGUAGAGGAUGUCGCCGAGAAAUUUGACGUGCGUCAGGGAUAUGUCCGCAAGAUCCAAAUGAAUGCAGCCGUCUUGCGUGAGAAGUACCGCAACAAGUCGCCAGACAAGUCGAGGAGCACAAUGAAAGAAUCUAAGUGGGCUGAACUUGAAAAGAAGCUUUAUGUCUGGUGGCUGGAAGAGCAUGCGUCGGGCAAAUACAUUACCAACGCGAGGAUGAAGGCCCAGGCCCUCAAAAUUCACGCAGCGAUGGGAGACUCGCGCCCUCGCCGGCCCUUCACGGCACACAAAGAAUGGCUCCGCAAAUUCAAACUCCGCUACCAAGUCCCGCCACGGAACCAGCAGACGGAGGAAGAGGAUCCGGAAGUGAGCGUCCAGCGAGAGGGAGAGUCAUGGUGGGGCGGCAAGCACACGCCAAUAGUGUACGAUCCGAGGUACCGCGGGGACAAACCGGCGUCACGACCCGCCUCUGGUCGGGAGGCGUCGUCUUCGGCGCACAGGGCGGAGGAGGCUGGAGGUGGGACACCACCAGCGGGGAGCGCCAUCAGCAGAGGUCAGCAGGGCCUCACGCCGUCCAAAGAGGACAUGGAACUAGAAGAGAGACUCAACGAAUUGAUUCGGAGGAACAACAUAAUCGAGAGAGUGGCCUGUGACCAAGAUAUGACAUUGGCUGCACGCUAUGAUGAAGCACAUGACAGCAGCAUGUGUACCGAUACAGCCUGUCUUCAGUACUGCGUCUUGGAAUCGUCAAGGGUCAGCCUCAGCCCCAAGCACGACAGGGGGGCUCUGGAACUAGUAAAACAGAAACUUGAUGAGCUGGAGCGGAAGAUUUUUUCAGUCGAGUUUGCGCUGGACGCGAAAAUUUUCAACGAUUCCCAAAAAGAAGAGUCAAUUAAGCAACAGGAAGAAAACAACCCACCAGAAGUGGUUGUAUGUGAGGACAAGCAGGAGCUACUGGCCGCAAGCUUCCGUAGAGUUAGGAGGUGGACAAAAAAGCAGGACCGGUCUACAUAUCUCCAGUUUAAACCAAUUUAUAAGCUAUUUAAGAACAAAGGGCAAAAUGAAUAAAAGAAGUAUUAUUUA